Penicillium coprophilum is the source of this 513-nucleotide messenger RNA. RefSeq lists its product as uncharacterized. The record is from RefSeq and is a predicted model, not a curated record. Lineage: Eukaryota; Fungi; Ascomycota; Eurotiomycetes; Eurotiales; Aspergillaceae. The transcript has 5 exons. The coding region runs from base 1 to 513 and encodes 170 amino acids.
AUGCGUGCAACAGUAGCCAUCGCUUCUCUUCUCUCGCUAGUUGCUGCGGCACCAUCUGCCGAGAGCCUCACCAAAAGACAGCCCGUGUCUUUCGUUGAAUCCACAGGCCUCGGAAAGCGUGUGGAAGGUGGUGUAUAUAUCUGCACAGAUAUAAAUUGGGGUGGAAACUGCGGUUUUGCUAAGCAGCCAUGGGACCAGUGUAUUCAGCUGGAUUCCCCCUGGUGGCAUUCCAUUACUUCAAUCGGCCCUGAUGAGUACAAUGCCAUUGUGGCCUACGAGGACUAUAACUGUGGAUCUUCUAAUACCCUAACCAUCUGGAGCCCGGGCUAUGCGAAUCUGGGAGCCGCAGGAUGGAACGACCGCAUUGGUAGCUUUAAAGUGAAGCAAAUCCCUGGGCGCAACUGCGUAUACGAGCUGGGUAACCCAUUCCUUCCUAGCGUCGAUUGUACUGUCUGUUGCAAUGGAUGUAAUCGUAGUGGAACGGGUUGCUGUCCUGCCGGCAGCUCUUGUUAA